GAAACCAUUUUUGAAAUGAAAUAAUAUCACUGGAAUUGAAGUUGCUGGGUCGUCGUUGCUUAAUUGCUCAUGUGCUUAGGUGAUUUCUUUAACCUUUAGGCAAAUCCAGCAAACCAUCAGUUGUCCCCUACAUUGUUCUUUUUUAUUUUUAUUUAUUUAUUUAUUUAUUUUCUUUUAAGGCGUGCACUAAGCCCUAAAGAAACACUUACGAAUCACUAGCCUUGACUUUACCAAGUCAUUCAAACCAAUAGAAUAGCCUAGCAGGUAUAUCAUCAGUUGUGUCCAAGAGUCUGGACCCUGCUCGAGAGUGUGCCCAAUGUGUGCAAGUCCAUCAGUGGAGAAUUUUAUUCUCUACACACAUGAUUCACCUGACCAUCAUUGUCAUGCCAGUCUUUGACAUUGAAUUCCAAACUGCUUUAUUUGUUAUAAACUUAUAGUUCAUAUAAAUCAGAAUUUGUAGAAAUCAGUGGACAGACUGGAACUGAUGUCACACAAUGAUAGUAGGCAGGACUCACAAAGUUAUCCCUCCUCUACCUUGAUCAAUGUGGAUUUUUUUUUAUAUUUAAUGUAAUGCAAAGUUUAUGUUAGUCAUCCCUGCAAGCAACAUAAGGUUGUUAUAGUAAAAGCUGUCUGGAAUUUUGAAACUCUUGUUUCUUGGUUGGUGUCAUUCAAAAUUUCUGUUGUGCCAAUUUCAGCACUACGUAACCACCAUAUGCACUAUUCCUUUUGUGAUGUGCAAACAUUUUUUCAAAUCAGAUUCAUGCUAAAUGGGUCUAAUUGAACAUUCAUGCUGCCAACUCUAGGCAUGUGGUCUUGCUUUUCAGUUCUACUUUGUGCACACCUGAGUAUCUGAACCUCGAUACUAGUCAUGCUAAAUAAGUCUAAUCCCACAUUCAUACUGCCAAACUCUAGCAAUGUGGUCAUGCUUCUCAGUUCUACCUUGCGAACACCUGAGUAUCUGAACUUCAAUACUAGUCGUGCCUUAACUGCAGGCAUUUGUCUGUUUUUGUCUGGAACAUCUUACACCAUCUGGUAUGUAAUUUUCAAAAGUAUUAAGUAGUUGUUGUGAAUUUGGCUCGUUGAUAUGCCUAAGUUGAUUAGGAUUCAAGACAAAACCAGAUGGGUAAAUGAACUAAUGAAGAUUAGUGCGAACAGGAAUUCUUCUAGUAUCCUAAUGGGUUUUGGAAUAGGAAGAGUUAUUCCUGUUGAUUUAGACCUGGAAAGUAAGUUCUAUUCUAGUUAGGAAUAGGAAAGCUAGCUCUCUUUCCUUGUUCUAAUAGUUUUAGGAAUCCUAAUGUGACAUGUUUGUAACCAGCACCUAUAAUCUAUUAAUAGGGCUGCAGGGAGGUCACAUAACGUGUCCGCAGAUCAGAGAAGAGAUCAAAGAGAGAUCUCAGAGAGUUCUCAGUUAACAUACAAACACAGGGGCAGGGAGAGCCAAGGGUGAUAGAGAGAUCUAGCAAAGGGGUUGGGGAUUAGCAUAGGGAUUUCAAUAAGUACUUGUAAUCAAGUUGUUAUUCUCCAUAGUGCUAGUGAUUCUCAAGAGAGAUCACACAGAGGACGUAGGCAAAGUUUUUGUCGAACCUCUAUAAAAUUCUGUGUUCGUGUGCUGUGGUUUUUCUUGCUGUGAUAUUUUGCAUCAUCAUCCUAUUACUGUUUGCAGUCAUAAGUCUAUUAAGAGAAACAAGGUUCUGGGUAAAAGGUGCUUAUUUACUACGGUAGUAUGAUUCAUUUUGCAGAUUCAAUGUCAGUCUGGAAUCUUAUUAGAGAAUUCCGCAUUUGGAAGGUUCACAUGACUGUGGUUCUCAAUGAAUAUGGUGGAACUGUAGGGAUAAUUACCCUACAAGAUGUGGUGGAGGAAAUUGUUGGUAAAAUAUUUGAUGAAAAUGAUUCCAAGGAGGUGAUUCAGAAAAAAGGGUACAUCGUAAUGCGUGCAGAGGGAGUAUUUGAUGUGGAUGCAAACACAUCUAUAGACCAGCUCUCUGAAGAUCUAAAUGUGAAAAUGCCUGAGGUGCGUGAGUUAGCUGAGAAAGAGCCUGAAAAUGGCGUCUUCGGAUUGCUUCGCAAUGAUGUGACUCGGUUCUUGGCAACCAUACUUGUUGGCACAACUGUUGUCAAUAUUGGAGCAACUGCUUUAGUUACAGAGGCUGCAACAGCGAUAUUUGGUGAAGCUGGUGUUAGUGCAGCAACUGGAGUAAUGACUGGUAUUUUCUAUAUGCAGUCUCAAUGGAGAGAUUGAUCAAAUUCGCUGGACCUCUUAUCAAGUGUCAGAUGUUAGUGUUAUAUACAUUGGGUGUUGAGACUGAAAUUUUGUUAAAAUGCAAAAUUAGUGUUCUGUUUUGUCCUCUCCUCACUUGUUAGGGAAGGCCAUGACAUAUGAGGAAAUACUAUUUGUAUGAAACUGAUCUCUAAUAUUGCUCCUCCCUUU
This is a messenger RNA of Rosa chinensis, 2428 nucleotides long. Its product is annotated as putative DUF21 domain-containing protein At3g13070, chloroplastic. The record is from RefSeq and is a predicted model, not a curated record. The transcript has 6 exons. The coding region runs from base 1724 to 2239 and encodes 171 amino acids. Lineage: Eukaryota; Viridiplantae; Streptophyta; Magnoliopsida; Rosales; Rosaceae.